AUGCGCUGCAGCGUUUGUGGUUGGAUUGGCGCAUUUCUCUGCUGUGUCCUCUGCUCUGGAAUCGUCUGUUUCGUGAUCUUCGGAGGCACCAUCUUUGUCACAUUCUUCGCUCUCUUCACUGCUAUCAACCAUUGCGAAGGACCCGACCUUGUCGCUGCUCAAAAGUGUGCUCCAAUGGUUGCCGAUUUGGUAAAUGCCACGUUGCGCUUUGAGCCAAGAUUCGAUGACCAAGAAUCGGACCACAUGCAAAAGAUGGUCGAGCAGUGUGGAGAGACUACGCGUUGCAUCAAAGAUGUCAAGUGCCUCAGCUACCGUAUUGAAUUCAUUCGUACCGGCAAAUUGUGCGACGUUUUUGCAUUCAUCAAGGACGAGUUCGGACAAUGCGCACUGAAACUCAAAAAGAAAGCAACUGAAGGAAAUGUGGAAUGUCUGAACUUCUUGUUCCAAAAAGAGGCAAAAUGUGAAGGAUGGAUGGAGAACCAGAAGUGUAUUGAUAAGGAAAUUGAAGAGCAAUGUGGAUACGCAAUGCUGAAACGAUUCGGAGAGAUAUCCAAAGACUUCGUACUGGGAAACUGCAAAAGAAUCGAGAACGCUACAGGCGCCCCCACCAUCACUUCAAGAUAA
Messenger RNA from Caenorhabditis briggsae, 624 nucleotides. The record is from RefSeq and is a predicted model, not a curated record. The transcript has 3 exons. Bases 1 to 624 code for a protein of 207 amino acids. NCBI's taxonomy places the organism in Eukaryota, Metazoa, Nematoda, Chromadorea, Rhabditida, Rhabditidae.